Messenger RNA from Leptopilina boulardi, 1522 nucleotides. Its product is annotated as endoplasmic reticulum-Golgi intermediate compartment protein 3. Gene Ontology annotation, biological process: endoplasmic reticulum to Golgi vesicle-mediated transport; retrograde vesicle-mediated transport, Golgi to endoplasmic reticulum. Lineage: Eukaryota; Metazoa; Arthropoda; Insecta; Hymenoptera; Figitidae. The coding region runs from base 92 to 1252 and encodes 386 amino acids. The transcript is spliced from 8 exons. Gene Ontology annotation, cellular component: Golgi membrane; COPII-coated ER to Golgi transport vesicle; endoplasmic reticulum. The record is from RefSeq and is a predicted model, not a curated record.
UGUGAACACAGCCUUAUAUGCGCACGCGAAAUAAAUUUAGGUUAUAUUUUGGCUGCAUCUGUCAAAAUUGACAUUUAUAAACAGUAGAAAAAUGAAUGUGUUAGACAAAUUACGAUAUUUAGAUGCAUAUCCUAAAGUACUCGAGGAUUUUGACAGUUUUCGAAUAAAAACAUCUGGAGGAGCUGUUGUGACAAUUAUAAGCACAAUUAUAAUGGUACUUCUCUUUAUUUCUGAAGUCAGUGACUUUCUCACACCUAAUAUUAAUGAAGAACUGUUUGUUGAUACUUCUAAAGGUUCAAAUUUGAGAAUUAAUAUCGAUAUAGUCAUACCAAGAAUUUCCUGUGAUCUUUUAUCUUUAGAUGCAAUGGAUACGACUGGCGAACAACAUUUGCACAUAGAACAUAAUAUAUAUAAAAGACGAUUAAAUUUAGAAGGGAGACCUAUUGAAGAACCAAAGAAAACAGAUAUUACGGAAGUUAAACAGAAACCAGUUGAAAAGAACACAACAGUGGAAACGUGCGGAAGCUGUUAUGGAGCGGAAGAUGAAAUAGCAGAUAUAAAAUGCUGUAACACUUGCGAGGCAGUGAAAGAUGCAUAUAGAAGAAAAAAAUGGGCGGUGUCAGAUCUUUCAAAAUUUCAUCAAUGUCAAAACGACAAACGAGUGGAAAAAAUGAAACACUCUUUUACAGAAGGUUGUCAAAUUUACGGUAAAAUGGAAGUUAAUAGGGUCGCUGGAAGUUUUCACAUUGCGCCAGGUGAAAGUUUUUCAAUAAAUCACAUUCAUGUACACGAUGUUCAACCACAUGCUUCCACACAAUUCAAUUUGUCACACGUUAUACGUCAUUUAAGUUUUGGGAUCAAUAUACCAGGCAAAACAAAUCACUUGGAUAAUACCACCAUUACAGCUACAGAAGGAGCAAUGAUGUAUUACUAUUAUAUAAAAAUAAUUCCAACGACAUUUGUCCGUAAAGAUGGUUCGUUACUUUCCACAAAUCAAUUUUCAGUGACAAGUCAUUCGAAACAUGUAUCGCCAAUGUCAGGAGAUUCAGGAAUGCCGGGAAUAUUUUUUAAUUACGAAUUAAGUCCAUUAAUGGUGAAAUACACUGAGACAGCAAAGUCAUUUGGACAUUUUGCAACGAAUCUCUGUGCAAUAAUUGGAGGAGUUUUUACGGUUGCUGGGCUUUUUGAUGCUUUCCUAUACCAUUCGAUUCGAGCAAUUGAAAAGAAAAUCGAAUUAGGGAAAUUUAGUUGAAAUAUUACAAAUCAGUCACAUAAAGAUGUUUUAGUAAAGUAUUAUUUAAAUUAUGUAAUUAUAUUAAUUAUUAUUAGUUAAUAAUAAUAAUUAAUUACCCGAACUAAUGCGCGUGCAAUCGAAGAUAAUUCAAUAUUGAAGCAUGGACUAAUGAAAAAUAAGUUUUUUAACUUUAUAAAAAAUGAUCUUUUAUAAAUAUCUUCCUAAUAUUUCAUAAAUUUGUACAUCUGUCCUCCAUUUUAUAAAAAUUUGUAAAUUUUUCUAUACACA